AGGUUACUUCUGGCAAACAUGAAGUCAAGUCUCUGGUAUUUCUUUGUCUUCUGCUUCCAAACUGAAAUUCUAGCAGAAGAAAUCAAUGAUUCUGCCAAGGAUGAGAUGUUUACUUUUCAUCAUGGAGGUGUACAAGUUUUAUGCAGAUAUCCGGAGAUUGUCCAGCAGUUUAAAAUGCAGUUACUGAGGGGGAAGCAGAUACUCUGUGAUCUCAGUAAGACAAAGGGAAGUGGAAACAAGGUUUUCAUUCAGAAUCAGAUGUUCUGUCAACUGCAGUUAUCCAACAACAGUGUCUCCUUUUUCCUGAAAAACUUCGACAAUUCUCACGGCAGCUAUUACUCCUGCAACAUAUCCAUAUUUGAUCCUCCUCCUUUUCGACAGAUUGUUACAGGAGAAUAUUUGCAUAUUUACGAAUCACAGCUUUGCUGCCAGCUGAAAUUCUGGUUACCCAUAGGAUGUGCAGUUUUUGUUGUAGUGUACAGUUGUGCAUGCAUAUUUAUUUUUUGGAUUCAAAAAAAGAAGUAUGAACCCAGCAUGCAUGAUGCGAAUAGUGAAUACAUGUUCAUGGCUGCAGUAAACACAGCUAAAAAACCUAGAUUUACAGAUGUGACCUCAUAAUCUAGACCUCUGGCAUCCGGGUGUGUAUCAUGUGAAGUGAGAAAUUCCCUUAUUUCCUGGACCACAGACAAUCUGACUUGAUUUGACUACAUGUGUCUCCUGCCUAUGUUUUGUUCAUUCUGGACCAGUUACCAUAUUAAUCAAUAGGGAUUUUAAAAGACUGCCUCUGUAUUGCCGAGUUCUCUUGAAACAAACAUCCUCUUACAACUAACCUUAUAGAAGGUCUUGCUCAUAUGUGCUCAACAAACAGACCUCCCUGGGAUGGAAUUCCCGCACCUGCUCCUUGCAAUGCACCAUCCAGUAAAACAAACUCAUUUACAAAACAAAAACAAAAACAAAAACACAAAAACAAAAUUAAAAGAUGCUGAGUUGUAUUCAUCUGCAAAGCAAAGGAGCAGCCAAUGGCCAGCAUUUAUCCUCAUUUUAUGAACAAACUACCUCUUCUUUCUGUAGGAAUGGCAUUCCUUUGUAAUUCAGACAGUAGAGGAAGAUGCUUCACAACUGAAGCUAUUUUAUUUUGGAGAUGUUGAUGCAUAAUAUUCUGUACUAGCACAGUAGUAGCUACAUAAUAUUCUCCUCUAAUUUUGAACCCCAGUUGACCACUCCACCAAAAGUUUAGAUGCCUUCUCUUGCCUUUUUAAAAAAAUACUUCUACCCGCCUACUUGACAGCUGGUAGCCCCUCUGAAUAAGGAGGUAUGUCUACAUGUUUCUCCUUUGCUGCUCAUUAAAAUUGUGUGUGUAUAUAUAGCCCCUAUAAUUUGUCUAUCAUUUGCCUAUAUUUUCCCUACAAGAAAAUUUUGCCCUGGAACAACAUCUUCUUACUCCAAAUUCAUUUAAAAUUGCUUAUUUUGUUGAUAUUAGUGAUAGGAAACAUUACC
Molecule: messenger RNA, 1497 nt
Organism: Fukomys damarensis (Damara mole-rat)
Lineage: Eukaryota; Metazoa; Chordata; Mammalia; Rodentia; Bathyergidae
Gene: Icos
Product: inducible T cell costimulator
Exons: 5
Coding region: 19-618 (199 amino acids)
Biological process (GO): cell-cell adhesion; T cell tolerance induction; T cell costimulation
Source: RefSeq, a predicted model, not a curated record